This is a messenger RNA of Drosophila melanogaster (fruit fly), 1183 nucleotides long. RefSeq names its product chorion protein a at 7F (gene Cp7Fa). The record is from RefSeq and is marked reviewed. The transcript has 4 exons. The coding region runs from base 33 to 1064 and encodes 343 amino acids. Lineage: Eukaryota; Metazoa; Arthropoda; Insecta; Diptera; Drosophilidae.
GAACACAGUGAUCCGAUAAGAACCUUUACAACAUGCUAGCCUGCAAGCUUCUUCUCGCGUUGGUCAUGGGAAUGCACUGCAUUCAAUUGUUGAUGGCGGCCUGCGUGUGCUCCGAAAAGGGAACGGACUACUGCCAAAGCUGUCAGGGAUCCACGGUCAUCCGGCCGAAGCCCCGAUACUACGAGCCCAGUGACGUUAACCUGCCGCCGAUCGGAGACAACUGCUGGUGCAGCAAGCAGCUGAUCGAACCCGCCCAACUGCCCAAGACCUGCGGAAAAGUACGUGAGCUGUUCCAAUACAUGAACGCCUUCAACAACCUCUUGGGCCGUCGGAUGCUCGAGGGCGCCAUCGAAGCCAAGACGCUGGCGGCACAGCGUCUGGCCGAACGGCUGCAGCGUCUGGAGCGGAUCGACUGCUUCAAGAGGGGCACCACGCCAUGCAAGCCCACCUGUUCGUGCCAGCAGAUCAGCUCCGACAGCAGCUACGCCUCCUCUUCCAGCUCAGGAUCCGUGUACGGAAAAAUCGACUAUGCCGCAGAGAAGAUAGUGGACAACAGUCCAGCUGCGGAUCCCAUCAGCGUGAGUCUGGCCGCCCAGGCUGGAAAGGCCAUCAAUGUGCCGGAGGCCAAGUUGGCCUACGGAUUUGCCCAGAAGCCCGUCGAUGGUGAGAAAAAGGUGGUGUUCUCCAACGUGCCCGAGGAGAAUCUCUUCAAGCUGAAGAGCGACGUGAUCACGCUGAAGAAGCGCACCUAUGCGACCAAGCAGGAGGAUGAGGAGGAGUACGCCGAGGAGGAGCAGGAGCAGGAACAGUCCUCCGAUGAUGAGGAGGCACCGCAACUCACCUACAAACAGCUGGGCUACAUCACCGAGCAAUACAAGAACCCCAAGUUCAGGAAGAUCAGCAGUUCCAGCUCCAGUUAUGCGUACAAGGACUACAAGGAUUCCAGCGAGAGCGGCUACGGUAAAGUGGCCGGCAAGGUGUCCGUGGACUGUGGCUUCAAGCCCGGCCGGAUCACCUCGUACCGGAAGUCAAAACGAGAGGAGUCCGACGACGGUUACUACUGAAUCAAACCCAUCCCCCCAUCCAAUCCAAUUCCAAUCCUUACGUUUGUAAAUAUGUAUAUACGCCAAGGAGAGAAUGGAUGUUUGUCUAAGUUAGUCUUAAAAAAUAUACAUACGUUUUU